AUGGGCGUCACCAAGCAAACCCUUCAACCCGGCAACGGCGUCGACUACCCGCAGAAGAACUCCCUGUGCGCUAUCGCCUACACCGGUGCUCUCUAUGACGCGUCCAAGGCUGAUAACUAUUUCAUGGGAAAGGAAUUCGACUCGUCGAGGAGCAGGGGUCCGUUGAAGGUGAACAUUGGCAUGGGGAAGGUUAUUGAGGGCUGGGACCAAGGAGUCCUGCAGAUGAGUCUCGGCGAGAAGGCCAUCUUGACAAUUUCCAGCGACUCUGCUUACGGUCCUCGGUUCGUGUCAUCUCAUCCCUAA
This is a messenger RNA of Aspergillus chevalieri, 303 nucleotides long. It is a transcript of the gene FKBP3, whose product is annotated as FKBP-type peptidyl-prolyl cis-trans isomerase. The transcript has 4 exons. The record is from RefSeq and is a predicted model, not a curated record. Gene Ontology annotation, molecular function: peptidyl-prolyl cis-trans isomerase activity. The coding region runs from base 1 to 303 and encodes 100 amino acids. Lineage: Eukaryota; Fungi; Ascomycota; Eurotiomycetes; Eurotiales; Aspergillaceae.